AUGGCUUAUCCAUACUCUUCUCCACCACCACCUCCACCAUCUCCUCCAUGCAACCCCCCACCACCACCACCGCCUCCUCCAUGCAACCCCCCUCCUCCUCCGCCCCCACCGCCACCGUCUCCUCCAUGCAACCCUCCUUCUCCUUCUCCACCUCCGCAUUCGCCAGGACACCACAAACCGCCCACCGCCCCUUCUCCGGCCCCAUCCCAUCGUCACCCACCACACCACCACCACCACCACCAUCACCAUCACAAGCCCUCAUCCCCACCAGCACCCGCACCAGCACCAAAGCCUACAAAACCAUCAUAUCCUCCCAAAACACCACCCAAAUCGGAAACACCUCCUCCCCCACCACCACAACCAGCAUAUCCUCCCAAAACACCACCACAUCACCACAACCACCCACCCUCACCCUCACCUAAACCUAGUGUUCCAACAACACCACAUUACCCACCAAAAUCACCACCACCACCUUCAUCAAACUGUCCACCACCACCAAAAUCCGAAACACCUCUCCCCCCACCACAACAACCAGCAUAUCCACCCAAAACACCACCCCACCACCACCACCACCACCAUCCACCCUCACCAUCACCAAACCCUAGUGUUCCAACAACACCACACCAUCCACCAAAAUCCGCGCCACCACCAAAGUCCGAAACACCAUCAUAUCCACCGCAUCACCACCACCACCCACCCUCACUACCACCAAAACCUAGUGUUCCAACAACACCUCAUUACCCACCAUCACUACCACCAAAACCCGAUGUUCCGGCCAAGCCCCCAACCCCACAAACACCUCAUUACCCACCAAAUGGCCCGGCAGCACCCCCAAAAUCCCCAUCCAAGCCGCCGAAACCAUCAACUCCUUCUUAUCCACCAAACGGCCCGGCAGCACCCCCAAAAUCCCCAUCCAAACCGCCAAAGCCAUCAACUCCUUAUCCACCAAAAACACCACCAAACGGUCCAGCUUCACCACCAAAGCCCGGCCGACCGGCUAAGCCACCAAAGCCUUCUCAUCCUCUAACACCACCAGGUGGCCCAUCAUAUCCGCCAUACUAUCAACCAGGUGCUCCAUCAUAUCCACCAUACUAUCAACCGGGUGCUCCAUCAUAUCCACCAAUUUACCCACCAGUUCCAGACUCCCUUACUCCAUUUUCGCCGCCCUCAAACACUAUCCUCACACCGCCUCCCAACGGUGGAGGCGGAAAAGACCACACCACCGUGAUCGCGGUGUGUGUCUCUUUAGGUGGAUUGUUCUUCCUCGCAUUCGUAGCAGUCGGCCUUUUCUGCUUAGCUAAGAAGAAGAAGAAACCUAUCAUGGUUCCGGCCGCCGCCGCCGCUGAAUGUGAGCCAGAAGCGCCGCCAGCAGGACAUGGUCAUGGUCAUGGUGGGCCACCACACUCCCAGGGUUAUUAG
Salvia hispanica is the source of this 1419-nucleotide messenger RNA. RefSeq lists its product as uncharacterized. NCBI's taxonomy places the organism in Eukaryota, Viridiplantae, Streptophyta, Magnoliopsida, Lamiales, Lamiaceae. The record is from RefSeq and is a predicted model, not a curated record. Gene Ontology annotation, biological process: plant-type secondary cell wall biogenesis.